UUUUUGCAGUAAUUUUACUAUAGCAAAUUGUUUUUUAAUAAUAUAAUUUUGUAUUCGGUAUAAAGUAAGAGGAGGUGACAAAUUCAAAGAAAUUCAAACGGAUGUGUUAAGGAUAUACUUUUUCAAGUUUGAUUCUGAGAAAUCGAUACGGAGAUUAUCUUUCGCCAGUCUGCAUGUCAACAUUAUUGACAUUCUACAGUAAGACGCAAGCUGCAGUAGUCAAAAUUGAGUGAUUGAAGAAUGAGUCAUUCAAAGCUUUCGCUCAUUGCACUCAUCCUUUUUCUGAAAAUCUUCUCAUCGAAGCAAGAAUCACUUUGUGACAGAAAGCCUCGAUCUCCCCCUGGUGGUUGUUGUCCUCCGGAAUAUACACAUCAAUGUUGUCCAUUUGCUGGUGAAAAUGAAGUAAUACAAUUUUGUGUGAAAUCAAAAAAACCCAUGAGCUUCAAUAACACUAAAAUCAUUGAUAAUCAGCUAAAUACAUCCGUUUCGUAUCGUGCUCAGUUUGAUCCUAAAAAAGAUUGUGUUCAUAGUUGGCGUACUCAAGCUUGUGCAGGUGGAUUUUACUUGAAUCUAAGUGAACCAAAUCCUCAACCCAAACCUUGUCCUUCAGGAUUCUUCUGUCCACCUAAACAAUACUGUCUUAUACCCUGUCCAUCAGGAGCUUACUGUGUACCAAAGAAAAAGAAGCUUGAAGGGAAUAAAAUUCAAUGUGGUGGUUUUGGCGUGUGCUGUGGUAAAAAUGAACCUCCACUAAUACUGAACACUUCUGUAAGAAAAUGUAACGACGUUGAAGAUAAAAAUUGUUUAUGUGGCGGUACUGACGAACCUAAACCUUGUCCUGAAGGCUACUAUUGUCCUACACCGAAUGAUAAAAAACCAUGUGAGCCUGGGUACUACUGUCGUCCAGGUAGUACUGCGCCUGAUCCUUGCCCGUGGCUUACAAGUUGUAAAAAGAAAAGCUCUGCACCGAUCAUCAACUUCAUUUCUCCAUUAGUAAUUCUUUUUAUUGUCCUAAUCUUAACAACUCUACUGGUGUUGUAUAAUAAAUGGAAUAAAGUCAAGCUCUAUUACAAUCGACUUCGAAAUGGAGAAAGUUUUUUGUCAAAAGAGUUUGUCAGCGUUGACUUUGGCAGAAUGCAAAACAUUGUAAAGGAAGAUGAAAACCGCUUUCAUGAAACUGAGAAAUACACCAUUGACAUAAGCUUUGAAAACUUGGGUCUGACGUUAAAGUCUGGAAGCAGAAAGGUUGUAUUACAAGGAGUCACAGGUCAUGUACGCUCAGGAGAGGUAACUGCUGUAAUGGGACCAUCAGGAGCCGGUAAAACGACUUUCCUCAACACGCUGAGUGGUAAAGCUUAUUACGGGAUAAGAACUGGAAAAAUAUUAUUCAACGGUGAAGCUGUAACAGGAAUAAAAGAAUUUAGAUCUAUAACAGGAUUUGUGCCUCAGGAAGAUACGAUGCAUAGGAAUCUCACGGUUUAUGAAGUUUUAUAUUACCAAGCAAUGUUACGUUUACCAUCUGAAACUAAAAAAGCAACCAUCGAGUUGAAAAUAAAGGAGACACUGAACAUACUUGAAAUUUCUCACGUUGCUGACUCGCUUAUCGGGGAUGAGGAAACAAGAGGAAUUUCUGGAGGACAACGAAAAAGAGUAAACAUUGGAAUGGAAUUGAUUGCUGAUCCAACUUUGCUUUUUUUGGAUGAACCUACCAGUGGUUUAGACAGUACAUCAAGUUUGUCUGUGUUGAGAUCACUACGAAAAGUAGCUGAGCAAGGAAAAUUGACGGUGUUGUGCGUCAUACAUCAACCUCGUUUUGAAAUAUUUCGAAUGUUUCACAACAUUUUGCUUCUUGGUCCUGGCGGUAAAACAGUUUAUCAAGGCAACGUACCUAACGCAGAGGAAUACUUUUCAAACCUCGGAUUUAAAACACCUGCAAAUGUUAAUCCGGCUGACUUUUAUAUGGAUGUGAUUGGUGGCUCAGUUGAGUCAUCUAAAAAUGGAGAAAUUGAUCUAUUUAAUGCCUGGAAUGACCACUCACAAAGUACUAUGAUCUCCAGUCAUGACGAAGAACAACCCAAACCUAAAGUAAAAAAACGUGUUCUUCCUAAUCCGUUUAUUCAGCUUCUCAUAUUCACUCAAAGAGAAUUUAUUCUUCAAUAUCGAUCAAGAAAAACUUUGUUAAUUGAUACAUUUCUUGUUUUCUUUGCUGGGGCUGUUCUUGGAGCUCUUUAUCUUGAGGUAACUUUAGAAAAGUUUACUGGUUUGACAAGAAUGAGUGGAAUGGCUAUUGGUUUGACGACAAUGUUAGCAUCUCUGAGAUGUUUUGGAAAUCACCGAACUACAUUUUGGAGAGAAAGUGCUUCUGGUGUUAACCGUUUUAGCUAUUUCCUUGCUGUAAACUUUUCCCAAAUUCCCAUCUUAUUGAUUAUGCCAUUGGUCUACCUGAGCUUUCUAUACACUCUUACCUCACCUAGAUCCUAUCUUGCGGCGCAUUACAUAGCUGUAUUUUGUGCUCAGUUUUGCUGCUCCGGAAUUGGUUAUGCAAUAUCCACAAUAUUUAAUCCUAAGAGUUCCCAAAUGGCAUCUGUCGUUGUAGUAUUAGUUAUGGCUAUGUUGUCUGGUUUUUCUCCUACUCUAUGCAAGCUAGACAAAUUAACAUUUUUUGGACCACUUGCUUACAACCUUUCAUUUAUCCGUUGGUUUGUCGAAGCCCUGUUUGAAAAGGAAGCAUUACGUUAUCCUGAAGUUGAUCGUCCAAAACGUGACGGCAUCGCUUUUCAAGAUCAUUACAGUUUAGAUGGAAACUAUUCUUUCUGUUUGGGAAUGAUUGUUAUCAUGGCUUUCGUUUAUCGUUUGUUUGCUUUAUUGUUUUUGUUGUUUACAAAUCGUGGAAAACAGCAAUAAAACAAAGCAAGAGGAUAGUUUUGCAAAGGUAUAACUCGUAUAUAUCAUAGCGUAGUAAUAAAAAAUUUCAGUGAAGGCAAGGAAAACAUCAUUGCUCAUCGUGUCUUCAACGUUUUUAUAGCUAGUAGUUUUUAUAGCUAGUAGUAACAAAAAUAUUAUAACGACAUAGUGUUCUGUAAGCUGUGACACCUGUUACUUUUUUGUCUUGGUAACUUUUCAUGUCAUAUGAAUAAAAUUAACUAUCAAUUAUAUACCUUCAAUGAAUUUGACAAAGUGAACAAUUUAUGAUAAAAUCUUCAGGUUAGAAUGAUGUCGAUAUUACAAUUUACUUGAAAAAUCUUCCUAUUAUGUCCAAUGCACAACAUACCAAUGUAAACCAUAAUAUUAUGUAUUAUAACAACCCCAAUACGUAAUAGAUUCAAUCAAAACAGCAAAUUAA
This is a messenger RNA of Xenia sp. Carnegie-2017, 3343 nucleotides long. Its product is annotated as ABC transporter G family member 28-like. Gene Ontology annotation, molecular function: ATP hydrolysis activity; ATP binding; ABC-type transporter activity. Lineage: Eukaryota; Metazoa; Cnidaria; Anthozoa; Malacalcyonacea; Xeniidae. The transcript has 17 exons. The record is from RefSeq and is a predicted model, not a curated record. The coding region runs from base 241 to 2904 and encodes 887 amino acids.